This is a messenger RNA of Lucilia cuprina (Australian sheep blowfly), 5588 nucleotides long. RefSeq lists its product as uncharacterized. Lineage: Eukaryota; Metazoa; Arthropoda; Insecta; Diptera; Calliphoridae. The coding region runs from base 473 to 5509 and encodes 1678 amino acids. The record is from RefSeq and is a predicted model, not a curated record. The transcript is spliced from 3 exons.
UCUCUUUUUCUCUUACAAAGGGAUCAACAUGGACACGAGUAAAUCGCUUCAAUCGAUCAAAGAAAUUACACUUCGAAUACAUAUCAAUAGCUUUGGCGGACACAAUUAUUUUUGAAGUAAGAACAAAUCAUUUAAGAACUAUAACUCGGAAGCUUGUAAAAACUUUCUUAGUUCCCUUUGAUCGCUUCAAGACUUGGACGAUCAGAAUCUAAGAAUUCUGACUUUUUGAUCAUCACACAUCAAUAGCAUAAGUGAAAUCAUGAUAUAAGAAAACAGCUUAAAAAUUAGACUGUUUUAGAUUCGUUUUUCCAUGGUUUCAGAUUUCUACGAUCGCACAAAAACCCUGGUAUUAUCAUAUGUUUGAAAAUUUCAAAAAAUAAUCGAUUUUAUUUGAAACAACAUUCACCAACAUUUUUCCAACUGUUUUACCCAUAUUUGUCAUAUUUUUUAUUUUAAAUAUUUUCUCCUUAAAAUGCCAACGUCUUCGAAAACACGUCGUGACACGAAAAACAAACAACAAAAUAAAUAUAAACUGGAAUAUAUGAAAGAAUCAGAAUCCACAGAUUCAUCGUAUAGAAACGAAACAAAAACGACAACUACUGAAAAGCAAAAACGUCAUGAUCGAAUUUCGCAACAGACUGUAUCCAUACAAAAUUUACAAUUUCCCGAAAUAAACGCCAAAUCGCCCGGAACUUUUAAAGUAAAAUGUCAAAGAAAUGAUUUCAAACAUCCUGAAUCCAGUACAACCCCAGCCAUAGAACGUGGCUAUGAUUUUACCAGUUCAACAAAUUCAUAUUUUGCCCAAAUGGUAUUAACGGUACCGAAAAACAUUCGAGCCAAAUGUACAUCAUCCCCCUCCUCAGAUGUAGAAGCCAUCAAACAUCUCUCUUCAGAUACAUUAAAAAGCUCAAAACCAACCAGAGAACAAUCAACAGCCACAUCACAGCAAAUGAUCGAUAGUCAACAUGAAGGCUCUGAGAAACCUACGAAUUUCCAUGGAGCCCAAUGGCGUAGACCCUGUAAAGAGAGUUUUGUAGCGGGAGCACCACGCAAAUACAUUGGAACUUGUAGCGCCAAUUAUGAACAACUAUCGAAAAUGUCUAAGACAAGACAAAAAUUCUUUCUAACACAAGAUCCACGUAAAGUACAAUGUCUAGUAAAUCCGGAAGUUUUGCGCAGCAAAGAAUAUUCCAAGAAAAAAGAAUUUACGACUUUAACGAAAAUGGUUAAACAUGCACAAAAUGUUUGCGUUGCUACGGCUUCUGAAUCUUCAGAGGAUUUCAUUUGUGAAGUAAUCGAUUUGGAGAAUCCAAUGCAAUUGGAUUUUCAGGGUCUAGACUAUCAGAAUACGUAUCAGAAAGAUGAACAGGAUUUUCAAAAUCAUCGUAACUAUCGUCGAGUAUGCCGCUAUAUGGAGAGAAGGAGAGUAAAGGCUGAAACGAAAGGCACCGUUGAGGCGCAAUUACAUGAAGAAAUGAUAAAUAUACCCAAACGUUUCAAUAUACGAGAUCGUAAUGAACCCGUACAACCCACUCCAAUUGAAACUCCUUUAAAGCUGGGUAAACUUUAUCGUUCAGCCGACAAACCCCGUAAUCAAAAACUAAUAAACUUGGAAAAUGAACGGCGUCGAGAACGUUACAAAGAUCUCUAUCUGCGCAACAAGGAAAGACAAGAGCAGAAAAGACUUGCUGAAGAAGUACGCCAGAAGGUGGAGAACGAAAAUCUAGCCUUGACUUUAGCCGAUGCAAAUCUCAAAAAACUUGUGACAAACAUAGAUGAAACCAUAGAAAGAUGUGCGGGAAUAGAAUUGAAUGUAAAAAAGAAGCUAGAAACUGAAAGACGCAGCUUUCCACAUACUAUGCAAGAGACUAAACAUUUUAAGAGAGAUUUGAAAUAUAAAAAUCUUAUAAAACGUGAUAAAGCCCGAAUCACAAAAGAGUUCUUUUUAGAACGUAAAGACAUAGUUAAGAGGAUACCAGCCACAGAGUUGGAAAUCAGCUCGGAGACUAAUGAACAAUGUAGUGUUAGAGAUUCUAACUUAACCGAGCAGUCCACAAAUGAUGAAGAUAAUCUGGAGGUGGGUAAAGAGGGAAGCAAAUUUAAACUUCGAGGUUUUCAUUAUAAAAUGGACAACAAAUUAAGAGGCAAACUGACACAACACGAGAAGCUGCAGGGAACUCGUAAGGAAAAGACUUGCAUAACACGUGAACAAUGGCUUAAAGAAUUGGCUCCCAAAAAGCAGCAAAUCAAACUGGAUGUAGAGAUGGGCAUACAAAAGUUACGCACACCAGAUGAUGCACAAUUAGUCCUUUUUCCACCACCAUUUGGUUUUAAAGCACCCCAAGCGAAAGGCUCUACCAUAAGAGACUAUAUUCUAAAACCUUUGGGACGGCAUUAUGAACGUGUUAGACGUAAAAAUUUGAAAUUUGCCAAACCACGCUUACGCUAUAAUGUCAAAAAGUUUAAUUUAAUCAGUUAUCGUUUUGGUGAUACUUCGAAAAGAUUUUCUCAGCUUAAGGAUCCUUUGGCCGAUGUAGCUAUUUUAAAACUUAAGAGCACUAAUGAGUUUAUGGCCGCCAAAGCUCUAAGGGAGAAGCGUAGACAAGAACAGAUGAAACAGAAAAGACUACAACUUUUGGGUAUACCCUGUAGACCGUUGAAAAAGUCGCGUUUACAAACAAAAUGUGAAAAUUCUUCUAGUAGUUCCGACAGUGACUGGGUGCCUGCUCAAGAACCUUUAGUAGAUGAAUUAGAGAAAGAAGAUUUACGUCCUCUGGAAAGGGAAAUAAAACCCUUAAAGCUACGUGGCAAUAUGCCAGCACCUAAAUAUCGUGAACCUACUUUACGUCAACAUCCCAGAAAUCCCCGAGAUUAUAACAAACUAAGAGUGCCAUCCGAUAUAUUUGAUCAAAUAGUUUUGAGCACUAACUUGCCCUAUAUGCAAAAAUUGCCUGAGGAUGAGGUGGAGUUAGCUAAUGUCGAGCGACAAAAACGACGGCCCUACACUGAUCUAUUCGAAGCAAGACAUCAUCAUGAUCAUUGGAAAGCCACCCAGGUCAAACAAGUAGAUGUACACUACCAACCACAUUUGGUUCAAGCGGAAAUAACAAAAAUUAAAAAGAAAUCUGAUCGUGUGAUAAUGGAAAACUUUCGUAUGGCUAAUCCUCCCUGUAAUCAAUUUGUUGACAUGGAUCUAAGUUGGCCGCAGUAUAAUUUCGAAGAAAUGAUCAAGGAUCAGCAAAAGAAAAGCAAAAAAACUAAAACAAAACAAUCGGGUAUAGUAAUAUCUCAAGAUAACUGUCAGCAAAAGGACUACAAGUUACAAACUAGAGAUCACCAUGAACUUGAAGAUCUUGAUUAUCCAGGACGCCAAGAAUACUUGCAGUUACUGAAAGAUGCCAAAGAAUUAUAUAAAGAAAGUCAGCAAAUGGCUGAAACAGAAACAAAACUUUAUGUUAAUAAAACGGAUUUAUUCACAGAAUUGGAGGAAGAUUUAAAAAGCAUAGAAAGUUGCUUGACAUCCUUGAGUAGUUCUGUGUGCACAAAUCUUACCAAUGACAGUGGCAGUUAUUUGCUAAUGGAGGGCAAAGAAAAGAUACCUUUGGACUAUAUACGCAAAUCCAUAGUACCCUUUGAGGAAUUGCAAAGAUCACGCUUUCAAGCCGUACCCAUAGAUGUGGAUAAAGAGCAAAACAAUCCUUUCCAAGUGUUACCUUUUGCCGGGCAAAAGAAGGCUCAAUUAGAAUUGACCACAGCCAAAGAUAGUUUUUUUACUUUUAAUACACGUCUUAAGAAUGGUUUACGUCUGCGUUUGGAGGUCCCCAUAGAAGAUGUUAGAGAAAAGCUUUUAGGUCAAGGCACCAACAAACACAAAGGUAUGGUGGCCACCGAUAUCGAGGAAAACUAUGUGGAAGAGUUAAAGAAUAGACCGGCAAUUCAGCAAAUUAAAUUCAAAAGUGGACAAUCCUUUAUCAAAGAUGCUCUACGUUUGAAAUUUGAAUCCCUACUAAUACAGGGACAAAUGGUACGCACUAAAAUCUAUGAUCGCCUAAACGAACAACAUUGGUGCGAUAUGCAAAGGGUUAAGGAAUUGUUUGAGAAACUUUUUGCCAAAUGGGAGAAACGGGAAUAUGAUGCUGCCAUGGCAGUGGUUUAUAAAGUGAAAAAUUACUAUGAUGAGACGGAUCGUUUGAAAACACAAUUAAAAAACCUAGAACGUGAAAUGGUUAUACUCAAUAUGGACAUUGUGUUCAUAGAGGGUCAUUGGGUGCGUUGUAUUAUGCUGCAAAAUUUUCAUUAUUUGCUAGGCGAUCAAGAGUGGCGUGUGCAGAACGAUUGGAUACAUCGUCUCGAAACAGAGCAAGAAGAAUUGGAAAACUUUGAAGUUUCCAUAGCCAAACGUUCUACGUUGAAUAUACGCAAACGUGAAAAGGAUGAUGCCUGGGCUAUAAAAACCUUUUAUGAAGAAGAGUAUUUACGCAAUAAACAUGAUAAUCUAAUAGUAUUUCCCAAUGCCAUAAGUUUCCUAGAGGGUUUGGAGGGUUUAAAAAACAAAACUUUUGUUUUACUACUCGAAAUGCAUUUCACCUUUAAUCUACACACCGAAUUGCAAUACAAAUUGGAAACUUUUGUGGAUUGGUGUGCGCAGGAUUUGCAAGACAAAGAGCAAUUUGUUAGCCGCAAAUGUGCUAAACUAUAUUUUAUGAGUGAUCGCGCCAAAUGGCUAAGUCAACGUACUUUACGUUUUCUGCAACAACCUAUCGAGGAAUGCUUUAAUGAUGUAGCAUUUCAAAGAGAUCGUGCUAUUAUAGCAGAAGCUUGGCGGCGUAUAGUGCCCGCCAGUUUAAGGGGAACUAGUGGUCAACAAUUGUAUACCAUUGAAAUGGUGGCCAUGAUGUCGGAGGUGGUAAUGGAGCUUAUAGCUAAAUUCGAGACCAUACCUAUGGAUUUGGCCCGACAGAGUGAAAACAAACUACGCUCUAAACGAGCUUACUUGCGCAAACUAUCCCAUCAGGCUUAUCACAUAGAGCGGCGUAUUGAUAUGGAAAUGAAAAAAGUGGUUAAGAAUCUUGAACCUCCAUAUCAAAAGCCCAAACGUCAGCCCAGUAAACUACCCCGUUAUUAUAUUAAAAAACGAGCAAAACCUGUAAAAAUCGAAGAAAAGAAAAUAUCCGAACGUGCCAAAUUCUUUUUUCGUGCCUUUCACGAAGAUGGUCUCACUGUGGAUGCCAGCGAGUUUAGGGAUAGUAUUACACAAAUGGACACAACUCAAGAACAAAUUGUACCAUUUUAUUUUGAUCAUUUUCUAAAACUGAAUGGUUACACACCAAAUUAUAAUUUUAAAACACAAAUUGAACUGAGAGAUGGCGCUGAAAUUGAUCGGCUACAAGUUAAAUCGGUUAUACCCGAAAUACAAGAACGCAUGGAACAGUGGGAGGCAAUGAAGAAAAGAAUUAUGGAAGAAAAUAUUGCCCAAAAUCCAAAAAUGUAUAUUAAUGUAAUGACUUGAUUUCGGGAUGGAUUGUUAUUGGAGUUGAAAAUUGUAUUUUGUAUAUUUCUUAAUAAAAUAUUUUAUUACUUAAAGGGUU